AUAGAUAUCCGGAAUGUAUUUCGACCCGUGAUUUCUUUUUUUUACAUACGUGAAUUAAUGGUUGGUAUGGAUGCUAUGCUGAGCGCUGUGUGGACAGUAGGAGGCGCUGUUGCCUGCUGUGGAUUCGAGGAGGGGAAAGCUACGGGCCCAGCGCAAGUGCUCGUCAGUAAUAAAUGAGCACUUGCUACUUAGACACUCAGAGCUAUCUCCUAUUCUUUGAUCCACAGUAGUAUCUGGGCCCUGCUGCCUCCAGUCCAACAGAAUGAGCGCUAAAGGAGGAGGCACAGCUCUGACGCGUCGUAACUAUCGGCUGUCUUCAGACACAGACAAACCAACAGCUACAGGCAUAGUGAAUGAGAAACUGCUGAGUGACUACCUACACCAUGUGUUUCCUUCUACCAAACAGGGCCCUGCACUGGCCUCCCUCAGGAAGCCUCUGGGUUUCCCGGAUCUUGGUACUCACCUGGAGAAACUGUUGUCAGAGGGAGAACCCACUGAAGAAAGUCAAGACAUGGCCACUGAAGGACGCCUGGGGCCCCAACCGGUCGUCCUGGAUCACACUAGCGGCUUCGAAGGGCUCCUGUUUGUGGAUGACGACCUGUUAGGGGUUAUCGGCCACAGCAACUUCAGCUCUAUCAGAGCCACCACAUGUGUUUAUAAAGGGAAAUGGGCCUAUGAGGUGCUGAUCUCCUCCCAGGGUCUGAUGCAGAUUGGGUGGUGUACUCUCAACUGUCGCUUCAACCAGGAGGAGGGAGUCGGUGACACCCCGGACUCUUACGCUUAUGAUGGGAACCGAGUGAGAAAGUGGAAUGUGACCACUACCAACUACGGAAAGUCUUGGGCGGCUGGAGACAUUGUCAGCUGCCUGAUCGAUCUGGAUGAGGGAACCAUCACGUUCUGUCUGAACGGCCAGUCUCUGGGCACUGCCUUCACCAACAUCAAGAUGGGUCCAGGCGUUGCUUACUUUCCUGCCAUCAGCCUCUCAUUUAAAGAGUCAGUAGCCUUUAACUUUGGGAGCAGACCUCUCAGAUACCCUGUGGAGGGCUACCUGACCCUCCAGAACCCCCCAAUGGCUGACCUGAUGAAAGCUCACAAGCUGCUGGGCUACAUCAAAAAUGUCUUGUCCACCUGCCUUGACACACAGGACGAGCGACUGCUGGACAGAGACUGUGCAGUCUGGAGGCUUCACGGUGAUCCCACUGUCCUCAUCACACUGGCUCACAUCUUCAACUACUUUGCUCCACUUAUGUGUAAAGUUUACCUGGUGGAAGAUGUGCUGAUGAACUUCCUGUUGGGGAUCCUGGAGGGAGGAGGGUCAGUGGAUGAGCAUCCGCUCAUACAGCAGCUUCUGGAUCUCUUCUGGCUGCUAAUGGAGGACUAUGAGGUGAACGAGUGUCUGAAACAACUGAUGAUGUCUCUGCUGAGAGCUUACCGCUUCUCCCCCAUCAUCCCUGACCUGGGCUUUCAGAUCCACUAUUUGCGUCUCACCACAGCCAUCCUACACCAUGAGAAGUCCAGGAAGUACCUGCUCAACAAUGUCUUGUUUGAUGUUCUGCGUUCAGUCGUGUUUUUCUACAUCAAGACUCCUCUGAGGGUUAAAGAGGCUGGGCUCGAAGAGCUGAUCCCCACCACCUGGUGGCCAACCCACUUUGACAAGGAGGGCAAAGACGAAUGGGAGCCCAAAGACGAAAGCUCAGACGAACGGCUGAGGCGGCGCGCGUAUGAACGAGGCUGCCAGAGACUGAAGAAGAGGAUUGAAGUGGUAGAGGAUCUGCAGGUUCAGAUCCUCAGACUGCUUCUCAACAACAAAGACAAGACUGUGGGUGAAGCUUCGCGCUACAUCUUCCUAAACAAGUUCAGGAAGUUCCUCCAAGAAAACGCCAGCAACAGAGGGCACCCCACAGCUCUGUGUCCUCCGGAGUACAUGGUGUGUUUCCUGCACCGCCUCAUCACAGCUGUGAGGACCUGCUGGGACGACGGCAACCGCAAAAGUCCAGUCAGCAUCGGCAGUGAAGAUUCAUACAUUCCUCCACAGCUCUUCUACAAUGGGAAAGUGGACUAUUUUGACCUGCAGAGACUGGGAGGCCUCCUGUCCCACCUGAAGAAAACACUCAAAGAUGACUUGGCGGGUAAAGCCAACAUUAUCAUCGAUCCUGCAGAGAUCCAAGCCACGUCUAUGGACGACUUGGACGAGGACGAGGAGAGCGGAGCAGCGCCGAGGCCAUUUGGUGCGGUAGCAAUGGGUGGAGCUCUGGCGAGGCCGAGCUGGUUAAGUUCUCCAACACUGGGUCGGGCCAACCGCUUCCUGAGCACAGCCGCUGUCAGCCUGAUGAAUCCCAGACGUCCUCUCACUCAGCCUGAGAAAGUGAAGGUCCGGACUCUUGCUGUGGAGCAGAGGACCGAGGAGGACAUUGAGGGAAGCCAUGGAACUGAUGGCCUACUGCUGGGGCGGCCGCUGGAGGAGCCGGAUCAGCAGUUUUCAGACAAGUCGCUGCUGGAGAUCAUGGACGGCAUCGUGAUGAUGUACAACCUGAGUGUUCAUCAGCAGCUGGGAAAGAUGGUGGUGGUGUCAGACGAUGUCCAUGAAUAUGCUGUGGCCCUGAAGGACACGGAAGAGAAGAUCGCUCGUUGCCCUGCAAGAAGACCGGACAUCCUGGACGAGCUGCAGAAGAGUCAUAAGGUUUUUGCAGAGAAACUGAACCAUCUGAGCCGGAGACUGGCCUGGAUCAACGCAACCAUCUACUCCAAGGAGAAGAUGCUGGAUGUGUACUGGCUGCUGUGUGUUUGUAUUCGGACCAUUGAACACGCUGACAACACUGGCUCCUUGUUCGCCUUUGCUCCAGAGUUCUACCUUAACGUAGCCAUGAAUGCUUACAGCGCCCUUAAGAACUACUUCAGCCCUGCGAACAGCAUGGAGGAGCUGCCAGGGUAUGAAGACACUUUAACUCACUUGGCUGCCAUCCUCGCUAAGCACUUUGCUGACCCACGGAUUGUUGGAACAGAUAUCAAGGACUCUUUGAUGCAGGCCCUGGCCAGCUAUGUCUGUUACCCACAGUCCCUCAAGGCUGUGGAGAGGAUCCCAGAGGAGCAACGCGUUGCCAUGAUGAGAAACCUGUUGGCACCGUAUGAGCAGAGGCCCUGGGCUCAGACUAACUGGAUACUGGUCAGACUGUGGAGGGGAUGUGGUUUUGGCUACAGAUACACUCGCCUGCCUCACCUCCUGAAAACCAAACCCGAGGACGCCAACCUGCCCAGCCUUCAGAAGGAUCUGUCCAUUGCUAGUUUCCAAAAACCGUGCCCAUCGCUGCUCCUGCAAAGGCACAUGGCGGAGUUGCUGAGUACAGACAAAGACAUGGCUGCGUCUUUCCUCAACAGUGUCCUGAAUCAGCUGAACUGGGCCUUCUCUGAGUUCAUUGGCAUGAUUCAAGAGAUCCAGCAGGCAGCAGAACGUCCAGAGAGGAACUUUGUGGACACUCGUCAGCUCAAGGUUUGUGCCACCUGCUUCGACCUGUCCGUCAGCCUGCUGCGUGUGCUGGAGAUGACUGUCACUUUGGUACCUGAGAUCUUCCUGGACUGGUCCCGUCCAUCUGCAGAACUGCUCCUCAGACGACUGGCUCAGCUGCUGAACCAGGUGUUGAACCGAGUGACAGCAGAAAAGAACCUGUUUGAUCGAGUGGUCAACCUGCGGCUUCCAGGGCUGGAAAGUGUGGAUCACUACCCCAUCCUGGUGGCUGUCACAGGGAUCCUGGUUCGAAUCCUGGUGGAUGGAGAAAAGCAGGGAGUCUCUCGAGCUGCCUCUGUCCUGCUCUCCGAUCCCUGUUUCCAGCUCCACUCCAUCCAGCACUUGCUCGGGGAGACAGGGGAGUCAACCAUCUCUUCAGCAGCCAUCGGUUCUGCUACAGCCCGUCCAGUAGUGACGUCUUUGGGUUCGUCUGUGACGCCUCCUGUGCUUUCAGCUGGAAACACGGAGCGCAAACACUUCUCCCUCCAGGCCUACACCGACUACAUCAGCGAGGAGGAAAAGCAGAAGGUGGAGCUAAUGCUGGCGUUUCUCACCGAAGAAUCCAAACAGGCUGCAGCCAGCACAGCUCCAACCAGUGAAGAAGAUCUCUGCCCUAUCUGCUACGCUCACUCCAUCUCUGCCAUCUUCAAACCCUGCUCCCACAAAUCCUGCAAAGCCUGUAUCAACCAGCACCUGAUGAACAACAAGGACUGUUUCUUCUGCAAAGCCACCAUCACCGGAGUGGAGGACUACAGCAAACCAGCCUCCUGCUAACGCAGCCACAGACUGUGUGUGUGUGUGUGUGUGUGUGUGUGUGUGUGUGUGUGUGUGUGUGUGUGUGUGUGUGUGUGUGUGUGUGUGUGUGUGUGUGUGUGUGUGUGUGUGUGUGUGUGCGCAGAUCCAGAGGAGCCGACACCUUUAUUCAUCAUCACUGUAUGACUGAAGGAUCUGUUCUAUUAUUACAGCAGUAAACUAAUAACGAUGAGGACGGUUCAGAUAAACAACAGCAGAGCUUCGGUUUUCCAGAGUCACUGUUUGUGUAUAGAUCCAACAGAGCAGCAGGGCCUGACUGAACCUGAACCACCACUACUGUGAUCGUGUGGGGAGCCCAGAGCAGAGAUGGAGAGAAGCUCUGUGGCUCCGACCACAGUUAGCGGUCCCGUAGUGUUUGGACUGAGGAUUUAAUUUUAAGCAGCUGAGUAACGAUAAUGUUCAGCCAAAGUCAAAUUAAACCCUGAAAGUCUUCAAAUUCAGGAACUCCACCAUCUGGUUUUUGUUUGUGAAUGGACUCGCUUCUCAGACUCAACCAGAACCUGCAGAUUAACAGCACAGCUCAACUGUCGGUGCAUGUAUUGUCCACGUCUCCAGUUCUGCAGAUGUGAACGUUGGGAUGUCAUCACCUCUACAGGCAGGAAACAGUAAAUCACACAACAGAACUCACAAUGUGGUGUGUGUGAAGUCUGUACCUGGUCAGGGAGAAGGUCCACAACCAGAGGAACUGUAGCACAGAUCAGGUGUGUUGGGUCAUGACGGGCUGGUACCAGUCCUGCUUCUGGGUGUGUUGCGGCUGAAUGUGCGGCUUGUCUCUGCUGGUUCUAGUGUUUGAUGUCACCGUUCCCAGCACCCAUGGACUGGGCUGAUUAUGGGAUGCUGAAGAAUCUUCAUAUCAACAUCUUGGAGCCGGAAUGUCCUAAUUUAAUUAACUUCAGGUUUUUCUGGUUGAACAAACCAGAGAAAUAAUGAAAUUAAAAGUUUAAAUGAUUUGCUAAUAUCUUUAUUCUGCUUUUAUUCUUGUUUGACUCAAUAAGGCUAAUUUAAACAUAUGACUUUAUUUAAAAUGUUUUAGUGAGAAACUGAAGGUCUCAGCAUUUGAACGCUUCCUUUUUAUGGCUCUGGUGUCAUUUGUGUUGAUUUGGGUCAGAGGUCAAAUGUGUCUGAGCUUCAUCUCUGUAAACACUGUACCUGCAAUAAAGGAUCGAUGCUCUGCCGGAA
Messenger RNA from Betta splendens (Siamese fighting fish), 5494 nucleotides. Its product is annotated as E3 ubiquitin-protein ligase RNF123. The transcript has 41 exons. The coding region runs from base 263 to 4276 and encodes 1337 amino acids. Gene Ontology annotation, molecular function: ubiquitin-protein transferase activity; protein binding. The record is from RefSeq and is a predicted model, not a curated record. Lineage: Eukaryota; Metazoa; Chordata; Actinopteri; Anabantiformes; Osphronemidae. Gene Ontology annotation, cellular component: cytoplasm.